This is a messenger RNA of Musca vetustissima, 5272 nucleotides long. It is a transcript of the gene Ubr1, whose product is annotated as E3 ubiquitin-protein ligase UBR1. The record is from RefSeq and is a predicted model, not a curated record. Bases 9 to 5267 code for a protein of 1752 amino acids. Gene Ontology annotation, biological process: ubiquitin-dependent protein catabolic process via the N-end rule pathway; protein ubiquitination. Gene Ontology annotation, cellular component: ubiquitin ligase complex; cytoplasm. Gene Ontology annotation, molecular function: ubiquitin protein ligase activity; zinc ion binding. NCBI's taxonomy places the organism in Eukaryota, Metazoa, Arthropoda, Insecta, Diptera, Muscidae. The transcript is spliced from 8 exons.
UAAAAUGUAUGUUCAAAGAGGCUGGUGCCAAGGAGGGCAUUAUCGAUGUCCUUAUGGAAUUUAUUUUGGGCGAUAAUCCCAAUACGGUGUUGGAAAAAUUACGUCUGGAAGGUGCCACAUCGGCGGUAUGCGGCAAAGUUUUUAAAAUUGGUGAACCCACAUACAGUUGUCGUGAGUGCGGCAUGGAUCCGACCUGCGUUCUGUGUGUUAAUUGUUUUAAACAAUCCGCACAUCGUUAUCACAAAUAUAAAAUGUCGACGUCGGGCGGUGGCGGCUGUUGUGAUUGUGGCGACGAAGAAGCCUGGAAAAAGGAUCAUUACUGUGAGGAACACUUGCGGGGCAAGGAGAACAGUUCGAGCAGUACAAUCAUCACCGAUGCCAUUAAAGAACGCUGUGAAAUUGCUUUUGUGGCCAUUUUGACGUUUUGUGUCAACUAUCUGGAAAUCGAAUCGAAAGCUAGUCUUGAAUGCCUUGAUGGCGAUGGCACAGGCAAAGAUUACUUCUGCACUGUGCUGUACAAUGAUGAAUCCCAUACCUUUGAUCAGGUGAUACAAACGUUAACAAAAAUCGCCAAAGUCCAACAUAAAGAAGCAACUGAAAUUGUGGCCAGUAUAGAUCGUGAGGGCAGGGCGGUAGUCAAGUGUGAUACAUUUCUAGAGUGUAUAGCACUGAAGGAGGCGAUCGAAAAACAAUCUGUUCCCUCAAAUAUGCCCAUGGCAAAUUCAAGGGCCAACCAGUCGCUGCGUGUCUCUGUGCUGCAUAUACGGGCAGUGGCUUGCCAGCAAUUUGCUCUACAACUGCUGACAUGGUUCCAGGAGUUUUUGGUGCGUCACAGUACCUUCCGUCAGAUAUUUGCCCGCAUUGUAAUGGACAAAAAGGCGCCGUAUUGUAUACGCCAUAUUUUGGAAUAUGAUGUGGCCCUGUGGAAGACAGCCCGUACUUGUUGGCAUCGUUUACUUAUAUCGGGCAUGCUCAUGGAAUACGACAACAAAAUGGCUUUGGCUCAAGAGUUCUCCAAGAACUAUGCCACCAUUGUACAGGAUUUCAUCAGUGAUGACCAUGAUCAUUCAUUUUCCAUUGUGUCACUCAGUGUCCAGCUGUUUACCGUGCCAAGUAUAGCCCAUUAUUUGAUUGCCCGCGAGGGGAUCUUCUAUAAGCUGCUGCACACUUUCUAUCACAAGUCGAUUGAGGGUUAUAUGCAGAAUAAGACUUUACACUUUUCGAAAAAUGUCUCGACCCUGGGCCACUUUAAGAGGGCCGCCUACAUACUUUACGAUCUGCGUUAUAUACUUAGCUUUAAGCCGGACUAUUGGACGGAUGAAUUGCGUGAAGGGUUCCUCGAGGGGUGUAAGGCAUUGUUGCGUGUUUUGAAUGCCAUGCAGGGCAUGGAAUCGGUCACUCGACAAACCGGUCAACAUAUGGACUAUGAACCGGAAUGGGAGUGUGCUUUUAAUUUGCACAUUAAAUUGGCCAACACCAUAUCCUUGGUGUUGGAAUGGUGUGCCACCGACAAAGAGGUGUUGACGAAGCUGUGCGUUAUGGUAAUGCGAUACUUGCUGCAGAAUAUGUUUAUCAUUGGCCAGGCCAAAAAGGAGGUACAGAAGGUUGCCGGUCACUCUGCCGAGUGUUUAAUGUAUGAUGUGGCCUCCAAGCCGGUGUCGAUACAUUUGCCGCUAUCAAGAUUCUUUGCUGGCAUAUAUUUACACUUGGGUACCUACGGGCUGAACUUUGAUAUGAUAACAAGUUUGAAACGUACCCCCGAAGAGAUUAUGGAACCCAUACUGUGUACCCAGGUUAUGAUGGCUCAGGUCCACUCUGGCAUGUGGCGUCGCAAUGGCUAUUCCCUCUUACAUCAGCUCUAUUUCUAUCGCAAUGUUCGCUGCCGUACUGAAAUGCUGGAUCGUGACAUUGUUGGCAUGCAAAUUGGUGCUUCCCUCAUCGAGAGCAAUCAAUAUCUAAUACACCUGCUCAAUAAAUUCAAUCUAAUCGAUUGGAUUCAAGACGACUAUGAUGAUUAUAAAGUUGAACCCGCGUCCGAUGAUGAUUUCAUACGUCAGCUAUCAAUGAUUGAUGAAUUUCUGGAAUUGUUAAUUGUUAUAAUUGGUGAACGUUAUAUGCCGGGUGUGGCAGCUGUCACCGAAGAAGAUCGUACCAAAAAGGAAAUUAUACAAUUGCUGUGUAUCAAAUCAUAUUCACAUUCAGAAUUGAAUCGUGCCCUGCCUGAUUCAAAUAAUGAUACUGCCUUGGAAGAUGUUAUCGAUUCGGUGGCUGUCUUUAAGAAGCCACAAAAAACCGAUGCCAAGGGUGUUUAUGAACUCAAGGAAGAGCUAUACGAUGAUUAUAAUAUGUACUUCUAUCACUACACCAAGGAGGAUAAAUCCAAAUCGGAAGAGACACAACGUUUGAGGCGUAAAACCAAAGGUGAAUUGGUGUGUUGUCCACCACCAAAGUUGCCCAAGCUAACGGAUGCUUUUGUAACAAUUGCCAAUUUGUUACAAUGCGAUGUUAUGAUGCACCUAAUGAAAACAAUUUUGGAUCGAGCCCUAGAUUUGAAGAGGAAAUCCUUCCAAGAAAAUCAUUUGCAAAAGAUACUAUUCCUUAUCGGCUAUGGCUUGCAAGAAGAAGAAUCGGAAAAUUAUCCCUUCUUACAAUUCUAUCAAUGGGCUCAAAAAUAUAAACUUUUACCCAAACUUGAGGAAUUAUCACGCAGCAGCAGGGUUGAAGCUCAUCGUGAUUUCAUUUUAUGGACCAUUAAAAAAUUCAAAGAUUUGCAAGCCAAACAACCCGUAACCGCCGAAGGUUUAGAACGUAUGCAAAGUGAUGAUAUGGAAGCGAGUGCCGCAUCAUCGAAUAAUGAUAGCUCGGCCGGAGGUGCGGGUGGUGAUGAUGCCGCCCUGCUGUUAACCUCAGCCGAACAGGAGAAACGCGAAAAGGAGGAACGUGCACGCUUGGCAGCCGAAAGACGUGCCAAAAUUCUGGCCCAAAUGCAAUCGGCCCAAAAUAAAUUCAUGACUUCGAAUGCGGAAAUGUUUGCCAGUGCCAACGAUGUGGCCAGUGAUACUAAUGCUAGCUCAGCCAUGGAAUGGCAAGAUGACAAUUGUCUCGAAGGAGCGGUGGCCUACAAUUCCACUGCCUGUUUGGGUGUGGAAAGGCGUCUCCAACAACCCGAGGAGGAGAAAUACAAUUGCAUUCUGUGCUUUGAAGAGGCCACCGUUAGUAAAGAGGGACCCACCCUUGUCUAUUCGGCCUUUGUACAAAAAUCCAAGGUCCUUAAACCGGAAUCGAAUUAUCCCUAUUCCAUACACACCAGCAGUUGUGGUCAUGUAAUGCACGUCAAUUGUUGGCAGGAAUACUAUAACAAUGAAGAAUCGAAGGAGAUACGCCGACCCAGACGUCACCCCUUGCAAAUAUUCCCCUCAUCGCCUAGCACAGAAUUCCAAUGUCCCUAUUGUCGUUGUCUCAGUAACACUGUGCUGCCAUUGACACCACCUCUAUCCAAAUACUCCAUACCAAAUGUAUUUCAUGCUGGCGAUGAAAUGUUCCCCAUCGAUCUGUGGAUCGAAGGUAUUCGCGUAUUUGGUGAAAAACUUAAUAAUCUCAUAUUGGCCGAAGAUCCAGACCUAUGGAGUUUCCAUUUACCUGAAUGGUUACCCACACUCAAGGAGGCCCACAUACCCAUUGAUCCAAAACAAUUUGAUAAAAUGGCCCAACCAACUCCACGUAGUGAACUACCCACAAGUUGGAUUAAUUUCGUCCAGCACUACAUCAAGUCGUUGAAACGUAACGAAGAUGAAGGCUUACUGAAUAUGUGGCAUUCGUGCGUGUACACCGUGCAAUCUUUGGAGGUCUAUUUACGUUCGGUGGGAAAACCAUUAAAGGAUGAAAUGUCCAUACGCCAUCAGAGUUGUUUGAGUGGCCUAAUACGGGCUUGUUGUCUGUACAGUGGUAAUCUGACGCAAUCCGAUAUUAAGAACUUGAUCAAACCUGUGGCGGAGCUGUUAAAUGUUGUAUUCAAACAUAACGGCGAUUCAGUAUUGGAAUGGAAUUGUUUCAGCAAAAUGGUAUCGACAAUUAUGAUGGUGCCCAAUCUACUGUUUGCCCGAAAUCGAGAUGUUUCUGUUGUAGCCAAUGGCAGCUUAAUGGAUUUCUAUACGCUGCAGGUUUUCCUGCUCGCCAAUGUUGUUAAAUCGUUGAUUUUAUUUGAACAACCUGCCGAAGGUCUUCUUAUGGACAUUGAGGAAGAAGAUUAUGUGGCCAUCAGUGAUAAACAAUUGGAAAAUAUUUCCACAUUCUUUAAUAAAUAUAAUAUACAGGCCAGACAAAAGGCGGCGGUGGCGGCACAACAAGAAAAAAAAACAAACAAUGGAGGAGGUGGAGGAGAAAGUAAACAACAACAGCAGCAAGAACCACAGUCAAUGGGCGAUAACAAUGCUGAUGCGGAAGUCUCUGGCCAAAAAUCACAAUUGUUAAGUCCACAGUUGGUAACCGCCCUAUUGGAUCACAUUAAAAUGGAAAUGCGUGAAUUCCUCCGUUGUUCCUGCCUCUUUUUCCAUUUUGUUACCGAUGUGGAAUUCCCCGACUAUUUGGCCACCAGCGACAGUGAUACCUUCGAGAAUAUGUGUAAAUAUUUGGGUUUGAAUAGCCAGCUGGAAUCGUACUUUGAUAUGGCAACACCCUACGCCACAAUUAUGGAAAUGUUUGCCUCGCAUCACGAUAUUACCAAUUUGGAAGUGGCCACGACGAAAAUUAAGAAAACCGGUGAUCCUCUCGUCAUCGUACCAUGUAUUCGACCAGUACCGCCGUUGGUUAGCCUACCCGAAGAUUAUAGUGAUCUAAUAAAUAGUGUAUCCGACUUCAGCUGCCCGAAUAAUGAGCGCGAAGAAAUGAAAACGCCCACAAUGUGUUUGGUGUGUGGUGAGAUACUGUGUGCCCAAUCGUAUUGUUGUCAACCGGAGCUGGAUAGCCGUAAUGUGGGUGCCUGCACCUAUCAUGCAUAUUUCUGCGGUGCUGAAAUUGCACCAUUCUUGCGUAUACGUGAUUGUCAGAUUGUAUAUUUGGGCAAGAAUAAGGGAUGCUUUGUCCAGCCACCUUAUUUGGAUGAGUAUGGUGAGACGGAUCAGGGGCUGAGACGUGGUAAUCCGUUGCGUUUGUGUCCCGCACGUUAUAGUAAAAUACAUUUGACCUGGUUGGGUCAUGGUCUGCAUGAGGAAAUUGCACGACUUAAUGAUCAUUCGUCGGCAAUAACAACACAAUGGCAUCAUAUGUAGUUCAA